GACAUUGUUAAAUGGCAAACCAUCAUCAUUUCAAACUCACUCUUUCUGUCUCUCCUUCUCUCUUUCAAGAAAAAAAAAUAAUAAAAAAAAAAUCUCUGUGUCCUCUCUUACCAUCUUCCUCAUAGUGUUGGAGAAACAUUAAUAAUUUAAUAGAGAAUGGAGAGAGAAAGCAUGGGAGAAGCUGCAACAAGGCCUCUGCUUGUUGAAGAACAAUCUCCUGGUAUUGAAAAAGAGGUCUCUGCUUCAUCCUCAGUCACAGCUGUUGUCCUCUUCAGCAACUUUAUUACUGCCUGUGGUUGCUUCGGUUAUGGGUGUGCUUCUGGAUUUUCAUCUCCUGCUGAAUCUGGUAUCAUGGAAGACCUGGGCCUCUCUACUUCAGAGUACUCUGUUUUCGGUUCAGUAAUGACAGUUGGAGGAAUGCUAGGUGCAAUAGUAAGUGGCAAAGUAGCCGAUGUGAUUGGACGGAGAAGUACUAUGUGGCUCCUGGAUGUAUUUUUCAUCGUGGGGUGGAUUGCAAUAUAUUUAGCAAAGGGUGCUUGGGUGCUUUAUUUUGGACGGCUGUCGAUGGGAUUUGGAAUUGGGCUUCUUUGUUACGUGGCGCCCAUUUAUUCCGCAGAAAUCACACCCAAGAAUAUUCGAGGAGCAUGUACAGCAUCUAAUGAGUUGAUGGUGGUCUGUGGUGGAUCACUUAUGUUUUUCGUUGGGAAUCUCAUUAAUUGGCGAGCGUUGGCACUAAUUGGAACUAUCCCGUGUAUCAUACAAUUUGUAGGCUUAUUCUACAUACCAGAGUCUCCAAGAUGGUUGGCCAAGGUUGGCCAAGAAAAAGAGUUAGAAACAUCUCUUCGACGCCUAAGGGGAAAAAAUGCCGAUAUUUCUGAAGAAGUAACUGAGAUCAUGGAUUAUACUGAAAUCCUUCUAAAGCUCUCAAAAUCCAGAUUUUUAGACUUGUUCGAUCGGAGAUAUGCACAUUCACUCAUUGUUGGAAUUGGACUUUUGUCACUGGUUCAAUUUGGAGGGACCAGUGCGAUCUCAUAUUAUGCAAGUUCGAUUUUUAAAGCUAUUGGUGCCUCAACUACUGUUGGGACUACAGCAAUGGCCAUUAUUCAGAUUCCAUUUUCUGCUUCGAGCUUACUCUUAAUGGACACGUGUGGGCGACGAAAACUUAUGAUGGUUGCUGCAGCCGGAGUAUGCCUUGGAAGCUUCCUUACAGGAAUAGCAUUCCUUUUGCAGGAUUUUCAUCAAAAUGACGAACUCACUUCCAUAUUGGUGCUGAUUGGCAUACUGGUAUAUGAUGCAUGUGCUGCAAUGGGCAUGGCUAAUACACCAUGGGUUAUAAUGUCAGAGAUAUUUCCUAUAAACAUAAAAGGUUCUGCUGGAAGCCUAGUGAUUUUGCUCAACUGGUUCAGCUCAUGGAUUGUUUCUUACACAUUUAACUUCAUAUUCGAAUGGAGUUCAGCAGGAGUAUUCUUCAUAUUUGGAAGCAUAUGUGCUUCAAUUGUUCUAUUUGUUUUCAAGCUGGUGCCAGAGACCAAGGGAAAAACAUUAGAAGAAAUACAAUCCAUGAUGCAUCUUCUCAAAUGAGAAAAUCAAUUAAUUCUAAGGAAUCUAUGAAUUGUGUUAUGUAGUUCUAUUUGUUUUCAAGCUGGUGCCAGAGACCAAGAGAAAAACAUUAGAAGAAAUACAAGAAUCCAUGAUGCAUCUUCUCAAAUGAGAAAAUCAAUUAAUUCUAAGGAAUCUAUGAAUUGUGUUAUGUAGGGUAUGUGUUUUAAAAAAAUAAUAAUAAAAAAAGAAUUCACAGUGAAUCCAACGGCUACAAAGAAUUCACAGUGAGGCAUCACUACUAUGUUCCUUGAUGAUGUAUCAAAGUCCUAUUAUAAAUGUGGCAUCAGAAAUGAUCUCUUGUUCACUUGCGAUUAGGGCUGCAAGUUGGGUUGGCCCAACCCAGCCCAGUCCUAACCCAACCUCAACCCAAAUCGUGUUGGGUUGGGGCCAACCCGAAUUGUACCCAACAUGGAUUAUGGUCAAAACCCAACCCGAAUAUUUUCGGGCCGGUCGGGUUGGGUUGACGGGUUGAGUUUUUUUUUUAAUAAACAAAAUAAUAAUAAUUUUAGUUUUUUUUUGAAAAUUUAUAUAUAUAUAUAUAUAUAUAUAUAUAUAUAUAUAUAUUAGAUUAUAUUAUUAUUAAAAAACAAAAUUUUUUUAGGGCAAAUCAUUUCAGCCUCCCCAAUCGCCUCCAGGUCUCGUUCCCAACUCUCUCUCUCUGCAACUACAAACUACAAAAUCUACAAGAAUCAAAAGUUCAAAACUCAUAUAUUUCGGAUGUUUGCCAGAAUCAAAAGUUCAAAACCCAUAUCGGCAUAUCAUUUCAAAUUCUCCAAAAAAAUCAAAACCCGUAUCUUUCAAUUUCCAUCGCCCACUGUUCCAGUUCAGGUUUACUGUUCGCAAAGCUUCAGCCGCUGUCUCUCAACUCUCAAGCUUGCCCCCCUCUUAACUAUCAAGCUUCGCCCAUGAAUGGCGGCAAAAAGAGAGAGAGAAAGAGAAAGAAAAAGAAGAGAGAGAAAGAAAAAGAAGAGAGAGGAGACAGAAAGGAGAAAAAAAAAAAAAAAAAAUUAAGCCCCCCUCUCAACUCUCAAGCUUCGUCCAUGGACGACGGCAGAGAGAAAGAAAAAGAAGAGAGAGGAGAGAGAGAAGAAAAAAAAAAAAAUUAAAUAAAAAAAAUUUGGGUUUUGGGUUGGGUUUGGGUUGAGCCCGAGCCCAACCCAAAUUUGUCUGGGUUUUGACAAAACUCAACCCAAACAUGAAUCCAAUUUGUGAAUAUAAGCCCCAAUUUCAAAAUUUUUGGGUUGGGCUGGGUUAACCCGCCCAAGUUGCAGCCCUACCUGCAAUAAAAAAAUUCAUUAAACAUGGUAAUAGUUGGAUAUGAUUUAUUAUUAUUAUUUUGAUAAUUACUUUUUUCCAUCUAACGGUUAUUAUGCUUCGUGUGGAGAAAAUUUCUUAUUCACCUGGUGAGCAAGACAUCAUUACUCAGUCUCUUGCACUACAAUAAAAUAUAUAUAUCAGAAGUCCCCAAAUUGCACAACUGACCGUAUGUCUAUUGAAACUAAAUCCUUUUUUUUUUUUUUUUUUUUUUU
Messenger RNA from Cornus florida, 3131 nucleotides. RefSeq names its product sugar transporter ERD6-like 5. Gene Ontology annotation, molecular function: sugar transmembrane transporter activity. The transcript is spliced from 18 exons. Gene Ontology annotation, biological process: transmembrane transport; carbohydrate transport. The coding region runs from base 157 to 1581 and encodes 474 amino acids. NCBI's taxonomy places the organism in Eukaryota, Viridiplantae, Streptophyta, Magnoliopsida, Cornales, Cornaceae. The record is from RefSeq and is a predicted model, not a curated record. Gene Ontology annotation, cellular component: membrane.